Mytilus trossulus (common blue mussel) is the source of this 709-nucleotide messenger RNA. RefSeq lists its product as uncharacterized. Gene Ontology annotation, molecular function: glutathione disulfide oxidoreductase activity. Gene Ontology annotation, cellular component: mitochondrion. Lineage: Eukaryota; Metazoa; Mollusca; Bivalvia; Mytilida; Mytilidae. The transcript has 2 exons. Bases 97 to 414 code for a protein of 105 amino acids. The record is from RefSeq and is a predicted model, not a curated record.
AGUCAGAAUAUUGAUUUCAUGCUUCGCUUGGUAACACCUGAGUAUUUUUCUGAGAACUAGCAUCCUCAUUUCCAAGUUAUACUUCUUGAAUAAGAAAUGUCUAAGGUAAAGACCAUGAUUGAUGCCAAGAUUGGUGGAAAGAAAGUGGUUGUCUUUUCCAAAACUUACUGUCCUUAUUGUACCAAGGCAAAAAAGGUUUUAAGAAAUCACUAUGGAAAGGAUUUAAACGAAGCUGAUGUCGAUAUUAUGGAAAUAGAAAAUGAUCCAGAUUGUGACGCAAUCCAAGAUUAUCUAAAAACAUUGACAGGAGGGCGAUCUGUUCCUAGAGUUUUUAUUAAUGGAAAAUGCAUUGGUGGUGGAGAUGAAACCCAAGCUUUGGAACAGUCAGGAAAACUAUCUGGGCUUCUGCAAUAACAUUUAUAUACAUGUAUACAUCAUAUAAAAUUGAAGCAUCUCAACAAAAUCCGAAAAUAGUGAAUGACUUGACUAUUAUGCAUCUUAUCCUCAUCAGGAUUUGUUAAUCUAAAGUCAAAUUAAACUUCUUGUCCUCAGCAUUGUCUAUCCAAUGUGUUCAUCUGUAUGACUAUACAUUUCCUAGGGUAUUGUUGCUUUCAAUUCGUCUUUCACUUUUACUCACCUUCAGUGUGAUUUAUAUUGACUAUUUAGCCUUUUCGUGCUGUUUAUGAUGUUUAUAUAAUAAAAUUACAAC